Molecule: messenger RNA, 2033 nt
Organism: Anoplophora glabripennis (Asian longhorned beetle)
Lineage: Eukaryota; Metazoa; Arthropoda; Insecta; Coleoptera; Cerambycidae
Product: peptidylglycine alpha-hydroxylating monooxygenase
Exons: 10
Coding region: 72-1103 (343 amino acids)
Biological process (GO): peptide metabolic process
Cellular component (GO): extracellular region; membrane
Molecular function (GO): oxidoreductase activity, acting on paired donors, with incorporation or reduction of molecular oxygen, reduced ascorbate as one donor, and incorporation of one atom of oxygen; copper ion binding
Source: RefSeq, a predicted model, not a curated record
UGAUGUGGAUACGUCAGAUUUUGAGGAACUAACGAAGGUUAACAAGUUUAUAUAUCGAUUGUUUUGAGAGAAUGUCGUGCACCCAUAUGUUAUGUUUGCCGGUCGUAGUUUUAUUUUUAUUUAUCUUCCACCUUACUUGCUGUGAAGUAAAAAAGUUUCCACUGCUAAUGCCAAAUGUAUAUCCGAACAGGGAUGAACUAUACCUAUGUACACCCGUAAGGGUUGUUGAUGACAAAAGUUUUUAUAUAGUUGGAUUUGAACCGAAUGCUACGAUGAACGUAGCACACCACAUGCUUCUUUUCGGAUGUACCACUCCUGGUACUACAGAUGAAUACUGGGAUUGUGGUGAAAUGGCAGUUGCGGAAACAGACAGUAAUUUGAAGAAAGCCAGUCCAUGUGCUGAAGGAUCUCACGUCCUUUAUGCAUGGGCUAGAAAUGCUAAAACGCUAGAACUUCCUGAAGAUGUUGGAUUUCAAGUGGGUAUGGGUACAGCGAUACAAUAUAUAGUUCUCCAGAUCCACUACUCUAAGAAAUUUCCUGAUAAAGUAACGGAUAAUUCAGGAUUGUUUUUAAUGUACACAGAAGAACGGCAAAACAAAUUGGCUGGCGUUGUGCUUUUGGGGGUCGGAGGAUCAAUACCACCUCGUUCUGUUACAUACAUGGAAACUGAAUGCCUGAUAGACGAACCGAAAACAAUAUAUCCUUUUGCUUACAGAACUCAUACCCAUAGUCUAGGUCGUGUGGUGUCUGGUUAUAGUAUCAGCAGAGACAUCUAUGGAAAAGAUCAUUGGAAAUUGCUGGGAAAGCGGGAUCCGCUUACUGCCCAAAUGUUCUACCCGGUCUUUGACACUAAUCCUAUUAAAUAUGGCGACCGUCUGGCAGCAAGAUGUACUAUGGACAGCAGAGAAAGAAAUAGAGUAACUCAAGUUGGACCUACAAAUAACGACGAAAUGUGCAAUUUUUAUUUAAUGUAUUAUGUCGAAAAUGAUACGCCUCUAGAAAUGAAAUAUUGCACUACCGAAGGACCUCCAUACUACCACUGGAAUAAUGAAGGAAAUGAUUUAAACAGUAUUCCAGAUAGAGAAGCCUCAAGUCUAGACUAAGCUAUUGAACAAUUGACCAAAACAUGAUUUCUACUUACUAUUAUGAAUAUAUUCCAGAAGAGAAUCUAUAUAUAUAUACCUUAUAUUUUUGUAUAAUUAUUUUGGGCACGUUUGAAGAGAUUAUUUUUUAUCAUAUCUACUUAACUAUCAUCGUACUUACAUUAAUUUGAGUAUAAAUGGAGUGAGAAUUAACUAUGACUUGACAAUUAAUUCCAGCUGUAGAUCUUUUAGUAUUUAAUUACCUACAGGUUUGAAUUUAUAUAGGUGGACCAAAAGCUAGAAACAAAUAUUUCCGUGUGUACUCAAAUGUUAAAUAUCUUUCAUUUUGCCUUUCCUUAUCAGGGAAUCUUGAAUCAUAUCAAAGUAGGCUAAUUUGUUCCUAUAUUCCCCAGUCAAAUUCUAUGUAAUUGGUUGAUUUAUCAACUGGAAAGUAUGAUGCAACAGACAGUAUUAAAGAGCACAAUUAGGUUGAUUUUUUGAUAAAAAUUAUCAAACUGUUUACUUAUUUUAUUUGUGUAUGGCACUGCACAUGAAAAAUAUAACAAAUAGUCAAAUUAUAUAGUUUGUCAAUGUAUAUAAAAUUAUAUAUUUUUUAUUUUUAUUUAUGAGAAAUGACUGACAUAGAUAUGACAUUUUUGGAAGAUGAGAAAAAGUGCAGCCAUUUUCAAUUUUGAAUUAUUAUAUAUAUAUAUAUAAUACUGUUUUUAUCAAUUUACUAUAUCACAUAAUGAUCACGCUGAAAUGGCAAAAAUAAGUAAUCUCUGUUUACUGGGAGGAAAACGAAUCUCUAAUUUAUCAUUUUUAUUAAUUUGAAAGCUUUGUCUCACCUUCCAAGAUAGUCUAGUAACAUGUAUUUACACAUAUUGUUUCAUUCAGUGAGAGAGUCCGUUAUAUGAAUUGUAUAUGAAUUAAAUAAAUAGGUGAAUAAUA